Messenger RNA from Andrographis paniculata, 649 nucleotides. RefSeq names its product multiprotein-bridging factor 1b-like. The record is from RefSeq and is a predicted model, not a curated record. NCBI's taxonomy places the organism in Eukaryota, Viridiplantae, Streptophyta, Magnoliopsida, Lamiales, Acanthaceae. The transcript has 4 exons. Gene Ontology annotation, molecular function: DNA binding. Gene Ontology annotation, cellular component: nucleus. Bases 131 to 547 code for a protein of 138 amino acids.
AGAAAAUUGGUGAAGUGCCAGUAUUGCAAGCAUCAGCGACUCGAAGGUUCUACAGAAUUCUGGCUUUGGAGAUUUCUUCCUUAACAAGCAUCGAUAUCAGGCUAAGCGGGCAAGGAAUUUUGUUGAGAAUAUGGCAGGAAUGAUUGCUCAGGACUGGGAGCCCGUGGUUCUCCGUAGGCGGCAACCUACAGCUGCCGCUAGGAAAGACGAGAAGGCUGUCAACGCUGCACGCCGGAGCGGAGCGGAGAUUGAGACCAUAAAGAAAUCCAAUGCUGGAACAAACAAAGCUGCGUUAAAAGUGCUCAACAUCAAGAAGCUUGAUGAAGACACAGAAAAUCUCACCCAUGAGAAGGUACCAUCGGAACUGAAGAAGGCGAUUAUGCAGGCCCGAAUGAACAAGAAGCUCACACAGUCGGAACUUGCCAAGAUGAUAAAUGAGAAGCCCCAAGUGAUCCAAGAAUACGAAUCCGGAAAAGCAAUACCCAACCAGUUGAUCUUGUCUAAACUGGAAAAGGCACUUGGUGUCAAACUGCGCGGAAAGAAAUGAAACAUGAAUAUGAAUGUAUCUGUACCUUAUGUUUUUGUGUCUUUGUCAUCCAAAGAUUGAAUAUAAUUUAAAUCCAAUUUGCUCGAUCGAAUUUAAGGUCAA